Aquila chrysaetos chrysaetos is the source of this 2871-nucleotide messenger RNA. RefSeq names its product solute carrier family 15 member 1 (gene SLC15A1). The transcript is spliced from 23 exons. Lineage: Eukaryota; Metazoa; Chordata; Aves; Accipitriformes; Accipitridae. Gene Ontology annotation, biological process: oligopeptide transport; transmembrane transport. Gene Ontology annotation, cellular component: membrane. The record is from RefSeq and is a predicted model, not a curated record. Gene Ontology annotation, molecular function: dipeptide transmembrane transporter activity. The coding region runs from base 68 to 2206 and encodes 712 amino acids.
UAAAGCCCGGCCACCGCCGGCAUCUUCCCUUCUUCUCCCAGCGCUCCGCCGGGACUGCGCCGGCAACAUGGCUGCAAAAAGUAAGAGUAAGGGCAAGUCGCCAAGCUGCCUGGGCUACCCCUUGAGCAUCUUCUUCAUCGUCAUCAAUGAGUUCUGCGAGCGGUUCUCCUACUAUGGCAUGCGAGCGGUGCUCGUUUUGUAUUUCAAAUAUUUCCUGCAAUGGGAUGACAACUUGUCUACAGCCAUCUACCACACGUUCGUUGCUCUGUGCUACUUGACACCGAUCCUCGGAGCGCUCAUUGCAGACUCUUGGCUGGGAAAGUUUAAGACCAUUGUCUCCCUGUCCAUUGUCUACACGAUUGGGCAGGCAAUCAUGUCUGUGAGCUCCAUAAAUGACCUGACGGAUCACAACCGGGAUGGCUCUCCCGAUAAUGUAUCAGUGCACAUUGCUCUGUCCAUGAUUGGCUUGAUCCUCAUUGCACUUGGUACUGGUGGGAUCAAACCUUGUGUGUCAGCAUUUGGUGGAGAUCAGUUUGAAGAUCAUCAGGAAAAACAAAGAACUAGAUUCUUCUCUAUCUUUUAUUUGUCAAUUAACGCUGGAAGUCUUCUAUCUACUAUAAUCACCCCAAUUCUCAGAGCUCAAGAGUGUGGCAUUCACAGCAAACAGCGAUGUUACCCACUAGCUUUUGGAGUUCCUGCUGCCCUCAUGGCUGUCGCCUUGGUUGUGUUCAUAGUUGGAAGCAGAAUGUACAAGAAAGUCCAACCUCAAGGAAAUAUAAUGAUUCAAGUUUCCAAAUGCAUUGGAUUUGCCAUCAAAAACAGGUUUCGACAUCGCAGCAAGGAGUUCCCCAAGAGAGAGCACUGGCUAGACUGGGCGAGUGAGAAGUAUGACAAACGACUGAUUGCUCAGACUAAGAUGGUGUUGAAGGUGCUUUUCCUUUACAUCCCUCUCCCCAUGUUCUGGGCGCUUUUUGACCAGCAGGGGUCAAGAUGGACACUGCAGGCCACAACAAUGGAUGGGAAUUUUGGAUCUAUUCAGAUUCAGCCAGACCAGAUGCAGACUGUGAAUCCGAUCCUGAUUAUUAUAAUGGUCCCAGUUGUGGAUGCUCUGGUUUAUCCUUUAAUCAAGAAAUGCAAGAUCAAUUUUACGCCCCUGAGGAAGAUCACUGUUGGUAUGUUCCUUGCAUCUUUGGCUUUCGUUGCUGCUGCCCUUGUGCAAGUGCAAAUAGAUAAAACUCUUCCAGUUUUCCCUGCAGCUGGGCAAUCCCAAAUCAAAAUAAUAAAUCUAGGUACUAAUGAUGCAACAGUUCAGUUUGAACCUAAACUUCAGAGUGUGGAUGUAAAGUCUAUGAAGUCGACGGGCUACAUGACAUUUGAGACUUCUCAGUUGCGAUCAUUAAACAUAGCUUCUGGAAAUAAAACUAUAAAUGCAGUUGUCAAGUUGCCAGGGGGAAGCCGUCACACUCUUGGAGUUAAAAAUACUGCGACAGGCAUUGAUGUUAAAUGGCUGUUGGACAAUGUCACAUCAAAACCAGAAGAAGGAAAUAAUCUCAUCAGGUUCAUAAACAAUUUGCCUGAUGCUGUCAACGUCACUAUGGGUGACACUUCUUUUGGAAUACUGGUGCCUCUUUCUGCCAGUAAUUACAACCUUUUUCCAGGAGGAAGACAAGAUAAGAUUGUGGCUAUUAGAAAUUCAAUCCCUUGUUCAGUUACUUCAAAGGCAUUUGGCUUUGGCAGUGCCUAUACAAUUGUAAUUAACCGGUGUGUGGGAGACACUCUUAAUGUAACAUAUUCUGAAGAUAUCCCACCCAAUACAGUUCAUAUGGCUUGGCAGAUCCCUCAGUAUUUUAUUCUUACAUGUGCAGAAGUAGUCUUCUCUGUCACUGGGCUGGAGUUUUCAUACUCACAGGCCCCAUCUAAUAUGAAGGCAGUGCUGCAGGCGGGGUGGCUGCUGACGGUGGCUGUCGGUAACAUAAUUGUCCUUAUCGUGGCUGGAGCAUCCAAACUCAGUGAGCAGUGGGCAGAGUAUGUGCUGUUUGCUGCCUUGCUGUUGGCAGUUUGCAUCAUUUUUGCUGUCAUGGCUUAUUUUUAUACCUAUACUGAUGUAAAUGAGAUAGAAGCCCAACUGGAUGAGGAAGAAAAGAAACAAGCCAAAAAGGAUCAAGAUGCCUACGAAAAGCAAUCUGAAGCUGUCUCUCAGAUGUAAAAGGUGUAUUCAAGGGGUGUUUAUAAAUUAUGGUAUCCCAUUAAUGAUCCCUGCAGUAAGAGGAAUCAGGGUAUCGGUAACACCUCUGGAUAAUAUGUCUCAUGGGAGAGGUUAAGAAAAACUGUUUUAACUUAAAAUGCUACCUCUCUUGGGAAGCAAGAGGAAAAGAUUAGUCUCUCUUCUACUGAAUGGUAUCCUGAAGAAACUCCAGCAGAAUUUGCACUCUUAAUGUACCUCAAGCUUAAAUACCAUAGCAUUAAAAUAUUGAAAUUGCACUUGGCACUAUUAGACCCUGUGAAAAGAUGUAUUUUUAUACUGCAUUUCAAUUUUAUAUCAUGAAAGAAACAAGUAUUGUCAAGAAAUAGUAAUUGAAGCCAAGCUGUCUGCAUGACCCCUCUAGCCUCACUGUUACUUGAAAGCAGCAGGUCACAUGUGCCUUAAAUUCUUCUGUACUUCCUUACAGAUAAUGGGAGCAAAGCUCUGGCAUUGCUCAGAUUAAAAAGCUGUCUGUGCUCCACAUGGCAGUAACGUGGAUGUGCACUGUAAUGUAAUGCUUUAUGUGCCUGUUAACUACCCAUUUAACUCCUGUUAUGGUUUUUAAUUGAAUAUAGUAAUGAGGUGUCCACUCAGGUAAACAGCCAAUGGCAAAUGAUGUUUGGAAUAAG